Messenger RNA from Hypoxylon fragiforme, 3067 nucleotides. RefSeq names its product putative SAC1 protein. Gene Ontology annotation, biological process: phosphatidylinositol dephosphorylation. The coding region runs from base 441 to 2540 and encodes 699 amino acids. The transcript has 3 exons. NCBI's taxonomy places the organism in Eukaryota, Fungi, Ascomycota, Sordariomycetes, Xylariales, Hypoxylaceae. Gene Ontology annotation, molecular function: phosphatidylinositol-4-phosphate phosphatase activity. Gene Ontology annotation, cellular component: endoplasmic reticulum. The record is from RefSeq and is a predicted model, not a curated record.
AGAGAGCCGGGGCUGCCGAUUGUUCUUAGGCGGCGGAGGCACUAGUCUGGAUUCAGUAAGUAACUACGACUUGGCAUUUCUAUACAACUGGUUCCAGCUGUCCUAAAUCCCUUUUUUAGGAAAUGCACAUGUCAAAUGGUUCAUUCGUUCAUCACUGGCAGAAUGAUAACUUGAAUAACUACCUCUGGCCUCUUUACCAAAACCUGCGAUAACUUCGACUUUAAAUUCACUUCAAAUUUCAACCUCCACCAACACGACGCACUUUUACUGUCGUCGUCACACCCUCCUUUUUUUCUUUUCUUCUCUUACGGUCUAUCCGUUUUUCCAUCUUUUCCUACCUUGCCCCCCCCCCUACCUACCUCCCUACCUCCCUACCUGACCUAGCCUAGUACUAUGAUAUGAAUGCGUGCUGGUCAUUGUCCACACUUCAUUAGCCCAUCAUGACGCUUCCCUUUCGAGAUAUCAACGUCCACGUUGCGGCCGAAUCCUAUACUUUCACCUCACCCUCCUCUCCUAAUGCGCCUGCUCUCAUCGUUGAUCGUCCUACCGGUGAUGUAAGACUCAGUGAAUCUACUCAUUUCCCAAGCAAGCGUGUAUCUCGUGUUUCUAGUAUUCCUGGCAUACUAGGUCUGAUUAAACUGAGACUCGACAAAUAUGUCAUCAUCAUUACCAAAGCCGAGCCCGUAGGCCGUUUAAGGGGCCAUAUGGUCUACAAAGUCAUCUCGACCGAUUUCCUACCUAUGCGCGAACGACAAAUCCGUGAUCCCGACGAGGACCAGUUCCUAUCACUACUCAAGACCUUUAUCAUGAAAGGCCCCAUGUACUUCUCGUAUUCCAUCGACCUCACCAACAGCUUCCAAAGACAAGCCUCUUCGGACAUUUCGAACCCGCUCUGGAUGCGAGCCGACGAUCGCUUCUUCUGGAAUAGAUUCGUCCAAACUGACCUCAUCAACUUUCGGAGGACUGGCAAUAGAUCACAGCCUGGCCAGCAACCUGGCGCUGACCCCUAUAUUCUACCCAUUGUGUGGGGAACCCUCGAGAUCCGGCCUACGACAUUCAAGAAUACCCCCUUAACCUUAGUUUUAAUUACCCGAAAAUCACGGCAUCGUGCCGGCACUAGAUACUUCACCAGGGGCAUCGAUGAAGAUGGGCAUGCUGCAAAUUACAAUGAAACUGAACAGGUUGUUGUGCUCAACGACACUGGAAGGGGCCUGGGUGGAUUCGCUGGAAGUAGUGACAUGCAAAGCGGCAAAUACGGCGAGGGGGCAGAGAUGCAAGUAUUAUCCUACGUCCAAACCCGAGGUAGCAUACCCGUGUAUUGGGCCGAGAUCAACGCACUCAAGUAUACCCCUAAGCUUCAAGUCAGGGGUAUCGAGACGGCCUUGGCAGGUGCCAAGAAGCAUUUUGAUGACCAGAUCCGCAUCUACGGAGAUAACUACCUAGUAAAUUUGGUCAACCAGUCAGGCCGCGAAAAGCGAAUGAAGGAUGCAUACGAACAAAUGGUGAAGAUGUUGGUUUCUUCACCUUCAGAAAAGGUUAAGGGCGAUGUGAUUAGCGAUGAGAAAUUCCACGUCAUUGAGCCUGCAUCCUCGAAACAGGAGUACGAUCGUGUACACUACGUAUACUUUGACUUCCAUCACGAGACCAAGGGCCUACAAAUGCAUAGGGCCAUGCUACUCGUUGAACAACUUCAGGAUGCUUUGAUAGCACAGCAAUAUUUCCGUGGUGUGGAUAUGCCUGCCAAUGGCGGUCUCGAAACUAGGAAUUUCCAGACCAGCGUGGUACGAACAAAUUGCAUGGACUCUCUUGACCGCACCAACGUCGUUCAGAGUAUGCUGGCACGAUGGACAUUGGACCGUAUGUUCGUCGACCUCGGAUUACUCCAGCGAGGGGAGACAUUCGCCACUGCCGAUCCUGCGUUCGAAUUCCUCUUCCGAAACAUUUGGGCCGACAAUGCGGAUACAGUCUCCAACUCGUACGCGGGCACUGGCGCCAUGAAGACGGACAUUACACGUCUAGGCACGCGUACCAAAGCAGGCAUAUUUGCCGACGGUAGGAUAGCUGUGAUGCGAUACUAUCUAAACAAUUUCCGUGAUGGUCCAAGACAGGAUGCCUUCGAUCUAUUCCUAGGCGCCUACGAGCCAGCUACUGCUAACAUCGGUUCUUCACUCGUGUUUGCCGACCGCCGACCAAUCCUCAUCCAAAGCAUCCCUUACAUAUUUGCUUUUAGUCUAUUCUUCGUAUUGCUUGGCUUAUUCACCAGACGUUCACCAGGCUCAACUGUAUGGACUAUCAGGAUAUUUGUCUUGUUUUGGCUCGUGGUAGCUGGAUGGUGCUUCAGCUUUAUUAUCGGCAACGGAAUGCUUUUCGUCAACUGGCCAAAACUCAACCCACGACCAUGGGCCACUGAGGGCUAUCAAGACGCCAUCACCAAGGUCCGAAAAGAUAAACUGCUUGGUCCCUUCGUAGCUCGGCAUGAGCGUGGCCUCAGCGCCGCCCGGUAUGUCAAUGCCGAAGAAGGCAAGAAGAGGAUUGAAUAAACAGACAGACAGACAGACAGACAGACAGACAGACAGACAGACGGAUAUAGACAGACAGGGGGAGCCAAUGGAUCGAGGGGAAGUAAGUAGGCCUCCACCAAUAUUGUAUUUUUAAUCCUUUUUCUUUUUGUUCAACUACUACCGCAUUGCUUCAAGGUUGUCGGCUAUUCGCAUACGGUGUAGAAUAGGGUUUUGUGCUGCUGGAAUAAUCAAUCUUCAUAAUCCUGUUUCUGUUCAAUUUGAGGGUAUGUUCGCUGCGUAGUUAUUGGGUACCUCCUCGGCACCUACCUACUAAAUCGGUGCCUAUGUAUUGUACCUUUACCCCAAUGAAUACAACUUAGCAGGGGGGGAAAGGUGUGCUAUCCCCUUUCCAUAUAAUAAGGUAUGUAGGUCUACGAUAUCAUUCAAUGUUGUCUACCUACCUAAAGGUACCUGAUCGUUUGGUACCUACAUAGUAGGUGCACCUAAUCUUGUGACCAUUCAACAAUAGCAUUUUCACGGUGGUGUUGGACAAUUUAUUAGUCCUG